Messenger RNA from Orycteropus afer afer, 3921 nucleotides. The record is from RefSeq and is a predicted model, not a curated record. NCBI's taxonomy places the organism in Eukaryota, Metazoa, Chordata, Mammalia, Tubulidentata, Orycteropodidae.
AUGUCUGCUCAUUGUGUCUUUGUUGAAGAUUUCCUUUUCUUUUCAGAAGCCAACAAGAUCUCCCUAAUCCAUCAUUUUCUUAUUGUUUCAGCUGCUGUAAAGAACCAUUGGCCAGAAAGUAACACUGAACCCCCCUUAGGAAACAUCACCUUUUAUCAGGGUCAAGUAAACUUUUCAACAGUAGCUUCCAAAGAGCCUGUGAUGGGCCAGACCCCCAGAAAGAGCCAUGCUUCUUUGGAUGCUCCAGAAAACUUUACUCCUAAAACAGUAAAUGCUGGAAGAAGACACAACUCUCCAAGCAGAACAAAUUUCACCAUUUCCCUUGGUGGGAGCUCACUUGAGAUAGCAACAGUUCUGAAUUCCCAGAACAGCUCAGUGUUGGAAGAGCUUCACUCGCCAUCCAGCAGUUCAGAGUCAGAAGAAAGAAUUACCCCUUCUCAAACGGAGAGUGGAACACUCUCACUGACCAUGGGGAAGGGGGUCUCAAAAGAAGCAACUGUGCACCCCCAAGUGGCUGCCACUUCUGUUUUGAGCCAGUCCUCUCUUCCUGCUUUGGAGAGGGGAGAACAGACCACGUUCUCCAGGAAGAAAAGCUCCUCAGGACCAGAGCUCUCCUCACCACAUUUCUCCAGGACUUCAGCUUACAGCCCUUCCUCAGACCGUUCUUCACCUUCUGGAAGUAUAAAGAUGCUAAAUAAUUUCACUGCCUUCAAUAAUCCUUCAGUCAGUCAGACAAAGACUAUGUAUGAUGCCACCAUGUUCACCGAUAGUGUCCCCAGGAUGGUCCAGUCUUUACCUGUCAGCCUAGGACCUGUAAAUGAGACAGAACACUUCCCCGAGUCCUCCGAAAUUGGUACCACUUCAGCAUCAGUCCAUUCUUCACCAUCUGUAGAGGACUCCAGCAGGCAUAGUAGAGUGACUGGGAAUCUAGGGAAUGGAGAAUCCAUUGAACCAUCAACAGAAAAUGGAUUUGGACUCAUAUCUUCUGAGAUCUCCAUGGGAUUUUGGCAAAGUGAUUCCCCAACCUUUGGAGGACAUCAGCUUGCCAGCAGCUCUGAUGCAAGCAGUGGAAGUUCCGUUUCUCAGACUGAGAUUGUGUCUAGAUCAGCACCAUCCAUUGAAGGUGGAGAGAGCACAGCACACUGGUCCUUGACCAACAACAAGACAUUUGUAAAUGUGACAGGAAGCUCGACUUCAUCUCCUGAAGCUGUGAACUCUUCAGUUUUCUCUUCAGUUUGGACCCAGUUCUCUGACUCUGCCCCACAGUCUGAAGGAAGCAUGGUGGGGGAUAGGAAUUACUCUGAGCCAUCCACAGACUCUUUGUCUACAUUUUCCUCAAGAAGCCUAGAUUCCUCAGCAUCACGUGGUGAGCGUUCAAUCACUGGAAUUAGUUAUAGUCAAGUGAGUGGCACAAGUAAUGAACAGAGGACUUCCAGUGACCACACAGAUCACACCUAUGUUUUAUCUACUUUCACCAAAGGAGAACGGGCAUUACUGUCCAUUACAGACAACAGUUCAUCCUCAGACAUAAGGGAGAGUUCAACCUCUUACCUUAAAAUCUCCAACUCUUCACAUUUAGAAUAUUCUUCUCAUGCUCAGACUGAAAGAAAUAAUGCCUCAUCCUAUGAUGGAGAGUAUGCCCAGUCUUCCACUGAAUCACUGGUUAUGCGUACUCCCAACCCUCCAUCCUACACACCCACCAUUAAUGUGCCAAACACUUUGGUUCUUCUGGACAUGGAUGCUGGAUCUGUUGGUGACUCAUCUUCUCCAUCAAGGUCCCCUUUACCUCAGCCUUCAGUGUCACAAUUCUACCAGUUGUUCUCAUCAACCCUACCAUCAACGAGGAUCUCUUCUCCUCUACUGAAGUCUGUCUCAGAUGUGACUUUGUCUUCCUCACCAUCACCUUUACCAAUAUCCUUGAUGGCAUCUACUCCUGCCCCAUCUACCCCUACCCCAUCUUCUAUCUCACAAACAACCUUACCAGAUUCAUCUUCUACUCAAGCCCUGUCCAGGGCAAGGGAGACUUCUGGGACUUCAGUUAGGACGUGGACUAUGGCAUCAUCCAUGGCAAUGCUCCACAGUAGUAAAACAGCAGAUCCUAAGAACGAGAGUGACCCACACCAGGCAAAAGUCAUUACGGAACCAAAGUCACCACACCUAGCGUCUUUGCCAACAGCAUCUGCCGAAUCUGUAACAAUGAGCUCUCCUUCAGGAGUCCCUUUGCCCCCAGCCUUAAUGGAGUCUUCCACUGAGCAGACCCUUCUAGCUACGAGCACCAGCUUAGCCCAUAUGUCUCCAGCUCUGAGAGCCACCACUCAUGAUACCUCUCAUCCUCCCAUGACCACUCUCAGCCUCCUAUCAAGCACCGUGGCUCUGAUGGGUGGUGCCACAAUAAUACAGACUACAGCUGGAAAACAGGUCUUGCCAACCAGUCCUGAGAUCCUGGUGCCACAAAUUCCAACACAGGGUGCCAUCACCACCAAAAGGACCAAAGUUCACAUAGGCACUACCACCAGAUUGAUACCUCUGACCAGUGCACCUGCAUCAGCAAGAGAACUGGCCACAAGGCUCGGUGUUACAGAAGAGCACAGCCCAGCUUCACAUUUCUCCAGUACAUCUCCUCACCAAAUCACCAACGUUUCUACUGCUCAAGUAUCUACUCUUAAAUCUACCACCUUCCCUGCUCAGGGCAGCACACAGUCACUGACCACCUUAUCAUCUCCGGCUUCAGUCAGCAGCUGUGCCACGAACCCUUGUCUUCAUGAUGGAAACUGCAUUGCUGACACCACCAGUCGUGGCUAUCACUGUGUUUGCUCACCUUCCUGGCAAGGGGAUGACUGCAGUGAGGAUGUGAAUGAAUGCCUCUUGAACCCCUGCCCACCCCUGGCCACGUGCAACAAUACUCAGGGAUCCUACACCUGCAAAUGCCCAGUUGGGUACCAGUUGGAAAAAGGAAUAUGCAAUUUGGUUAGAACCUUUGUGACAGAGUUUAAAUUAAAGAAAACGUUUCUCAAUACUACUAUGGAAAAACAUUCAGACCUGCAUGAAGUUGAAAACGAAAUCACCAAAAUGUUAAAUGUGUGUUUUUCAACGUUACCUGGUUAUACCCGAUCCACAGUUCAUACUUCUAGGGAGCCCAGCAUGGUGGUGAUCUCGCUGCAAACCACCUUUUCCCUGGCCUCCAACGUGACACUGUUUGACCUGGCCGAGAGGAUACAGAAAUGUGUCAACUCCUGCAGGUCCUCUGCUGAGGCCUGCCAGCUCCUGGGAUCUCAAAGGCGGAUCUUUAGAGCGGGCAGCUUGUGCAAGCGGAAAAGUCCUGAAUGUGACAAAGAGACCUCCAUCUGCACUGAUUUGGAUGGCAUUGCUCUGUGCCAGUGCAAGUCGGGCUACUUUCAGUUCAACAAGAUGGAUCACUCCUGCCGAGCAUGUGAAGAUGGGUAUAGGCUUGAAAAUGAAACCUGUAUGAGUUGCCCAUUUGGCCUCGGUGGUCUCAACUGUGGAAACCCCUAUCAGCUCAUCACAGUGGUGAUUGCAGCAGCAGGAGGUGGGCUUCUGCUUAUCCUAGGAGUUGCACUGAUUGUUACCUGUUGCAGAAAGAGUAAAAAUGACAUAAGCAAACUCAUCUUCAAAAGUGGGGAUUUCCAAAUGUCCCCGUACGCUGAAUACCCCAAGAACCCUCGCUCACAAGAAUGGGGCCGAGAAGCUAUUGAAAUGCAUGAGAAUGGAAGUACCAAAAACCUCCUGCAGAUGACAGAUGUGUAUUACUCGCCCACAGGUGUAAGGAAUCCUGAACUUGAACGAAAUGGACUCUACCCGGCCUACACUGGAUUGCCGGGAUCACGGCAUUCUUGCAUUUUUCCUGGACAGUAUAACCCAUCGUUCAUCAGUGAUGAGAGCAGAAGAAGAGAUUACUUUUAA